This is a messenger RNA of Corticium candelabrum, 618 nucleotides long. RefSeq lists its product as uncharacterized. NCBI's taxonomy places the organism in Eukaryota, Metazoa, Porifera, Homoscleromorpha, Homosclerophorida, Plakinidae. The transcript is spliced from 3 exons. The record is from RefSeq and is a predicted model, not a curated record. The coding region runs from base 1 to 618 and encodes 205 amino acids.
AUGAAGUCCGGAAGGAAAAGAUUGCUGUCGAAGAGAGCUCGAGGUGUAACAUCGUGUCUUCAAUCGAAACGAGUAACUUGCUACUGUGCCAUUAGCCGUGGCAAAAAAGUGGUAUCGAGAUCUACACGAUCAAGACAUGUAACUGAGUUCGGUGUAAUGGAACAUAUCGACGUAGAGCAACAGAGUCUAGAUCAGACGUCGCAAGCACAACCCGACACAGCACAAGUACAUGAUAUGCUCCCAGAGCAUCUUGAAAAUCUUCAAUCUACAGUGAAUAAAGAUUAUGAAGAUCACUCACAGCAUUCUUUGGUUGAUCAGAAUGCAUCUAGUGACGCUGAGUUUGAAAUGAACAGUCAAAGUAUGUCGAGACUUGAGACAUCAGAGACUUCAGAGACAUCAGAUGAUGAAACUGCAAGCAGAAGGGAUGGCAGCUUCAUUAAUGAUCAAGGCAUAUUUAAUUAUGAUGAGGGAUCAUCUGACCAGACUGAGAAGUUAUCUGUUGAAGAUACGAUUGACUUAGCUGCAGCUCACGUGCACACUAAACCAUCAACAGCAAAAGUCAUACCUGAUGAGUUGGAUAUGGAAAUGCAGUUCAUGAUGCUAUCGGUGGAGAAUUAG